Messenger RNA from Hyposmocoma kahamanoa, 1000 nucleotides. RefSeq names its product synaptic vesicle glycoprotein 2C-like. Bases 212 to 1000 code for a protein of 262 amino acids. The record is from RefSeq and is a predicted model, not a curated record. NCBI's taxonomy places the organism in Eukaryota, Metazoa, Arthropoda, Insecta, Lepidoptera, Cosmopterigidae. The transcript is spliced from 6 exons. Gene Ontology annotation, biological process: transmembrane transport. Gene Ontology annotation, molecular function: transmembrane transporter activity.
UCUGUAGGCAGCACGCGACAUCCUUGAGGUACGCUGCUCGCCAACACGCACGCGCGAACACCGCCCUGCGGCUGCCCAGGCGCAUCUCACUCCCAGUAUCGCGACUAGUGUGACGAUGGUACAGCGGUGAUAAGAGAACCGCUAUUAUAACUUUAUACGUGAUCUCAAAAGGACUUUUCAAUAAAGUGAGAGUGAUAUAUUUUACGUCAAAAUGGGUUUAGACUUCUUAGAACAUGGGGCAGAUUACGAGACAGCGAUCUCUGCGACAGGUUUUGGCCGGUUCCACUUCUGCCUACUGGCCAUCACGGGGUUGAUCUAUGCAAACACGGCCAUCGGCAUCACCAUCGUAUCGUUCGUAUUGCCAUCUGCGACGUGCGAUUUUCGCAUGACAUCUGCUGAUAAGGGAUGGCUUACUGCCGCUCCUAUGUUAGGUAUGGUAAUCGGUUCAUACUUCUGGGGUUGCCUGGCUGAUACGAAAGGCCGCAAGAUAGUGCUGGUCUCCACACUGCUGCUUGACGGUUUCAUCGGCAUCUUGUCCUCGUUCGUCCAGAUCCUGCCCAUCUUCAUGGCUUGCCGGUUCGUCAACGGCUUUGCAGUGGCCGGCGCCAUGGGCAUCUGCUUCCCGUAUCUCGGAGAAUUCCAGGCGACCAAGUACAGAGAGAAGAUCCUCUGUUGGAUGGAAAUGUUCUGGACCCUCGGAGUUAUCAUCCUGCCUUUGAUUGCGUGGGCCAUCAUCCCCAUCACGGGCAUCCGCAUAGAGAGUGGUUGGUUCUCCUACGAUUCAUGGAACUGGUUCGUGGCUGCGUGUGGUGUACCCUCACUUAUGCUCGGAUUCUGGCUCUUUAGCUUCCCCGAGAGCCCUAAAUUCAUGAUGGAGGUCGGCGAUUACGAUGACGCCUUGAAGGCAUUGAAGUUGGUCUAUCAUCAGAAUACCGGCGACGAUCCUGACAACUAUCCCGUAAGUUAUUAUUUUAUUAAUUGUUUUUUGUUUCUCAUUUAA